Messenger RNA from Necator americanus (New World hookworm), 756 nucleotides. RefSeq lists its product as uncharacterized. NCBI's taxonomy places the organism in Eukaryota, Metazoa, Nematoda, Chromadorea, Rhabditida, Ancylostomatidae. Gene Ontology annotation, biological process: regulation of transcription by RNA polymerase II. Gene Ontology annotation, cellular component: core mediator complex; mediator complex. The transcript has 7 exons. The record is from RefSeq and is a predicted model, not a curated record. Bases 1 to 756 code for a protein of 251 amino acids. Gene Ontology annotation, molecular function: transcription coregulator activity.
AUGCGGUUGCUCUCGUUGAUGAGAAUGAAUCAACCAGCCGGUGCUUUGGCUGUUAGCCCAUUUCCUGCACCGCCCGACUACGCUCAACACUACACCACAGAACGGAUCAGUCAGGGUGCUGUAUUACCGCCACCACCUGUACAAACCGUAUUCACUGUAUUCGGAGAAGAAUAUCGUUUAGAGGAUGAUAUAAUUAGAUCCCUUGCAUCACAGAACAUCAAACAAUUGUAUCCGACGAAAUAUGACUGGAAGACGGAGAUGAAAAAACUAAACAGAAGCGUAGUGGUUGCUUUCCUUGAUCUUCUCGAUAUUCUUGUGCGAUGUCCGGAUCAUCCAGAACGGAACGAGAAAAUCAAUGACAUUCAGACCAUAUUCAUCAAUAUGCACCAUCUGAUCAACGAAUAUCGACCUCUGCAGGCGCGAGAUACUCUGAGAAUGAUGCAAAGUCAACAGUUGAAGGAGUUGAAGAAGACAGUGAAGAGAUUCAAAGGACAUCUGACGGCAGGCAAAGCAGCAUUGCGCGAAGAACUUUCAUUAUCCGACCUCAAACUCACACCAGUUCCGCGUCCUUCGCCAUUGACGGGAAUAGAUAUUGAUUCGGAUGAAGAGAAUAUGCCAACACUUGUCAAGAUGGAGUCGUCUGAUAUGGAAGAAACUACAGCUGCAAUGUCAUCGAUGAAACUGGGACCGAGACCUUCUCGAAGCGAGCUUAAACAGCGUCGGAAUGCAGAUGCCCGCCUUCUCACUGACUAUUGA